Argentina anserina (silverweed cinquefoil) is the source of this 1242-nucleotide messenger RNA. RefSeq lists its product as uncharacterized. Bases 1 to 1242 code for a protein of 413 amino acids. The transcript is spliced from 3 exons. NCBI's taxonomy places the organism in Eukaryota, Viridiplantae, Streptophyta, Magnoliopsida, Rosales, Rosaceae. The record is from RefSeq and is a predicted model, not a curated record.
AUGUUGAGAGCUAUAAAUUGUCAAGGAGAAUACAAGGACUCGGAUUUAAUUGCAAACUUGAUUAUUGAAUCAAUCAAAGAAGUUGGAUAUGAAAAUGUACUGCAAGUGAUUACCGACAAUGCUCCCAUUUGUUCAAAAGCCGGUGCAAUGAUAGCAAGUAAGUAUCCUACUAUUUUUUGGACACCAUGUGUAGUUCACACAUUAAAUCUUGCUUUGAAGAAUAUUUGCACACCUUCUAAUUGCUUGAGCAAUCUAGAUGUAUAUGAGCCAUGUUCUUGGAUACAACCUAUUGCAGAGCAUGUUAUGUAUAUUAAAAACUUCAUAAUGAAUCAUGGAAUGAGAUUAGUUAUGUUCAAUGAUCAGUGCCCUUUGAAGUUGCUUUCGGUUGCUCCCACAAGGUUUGCAUCUACGGUUAUUAUGUUUAAGAGGUUUAAGGAAAUCAAGAAUGGUUUGCAACAAAUGGUGAUUAGUACAAAGUGGGAUGAUUAUAGAUUAGAUGAUAAACCUAAGGCGGCUAGGGUAAAGGAGAUGUUGUUGGAUGAUUUAAUGUGGGAUGAUAUUGAUUACAUUCUUGAUUUUACCGAGCCUAUGUAUGAGAUAAUUAGGAAGGCGGAUACCGACAAGCCUUGUCUUCAUUUGAUGUAUGAAUGGUGGGAUAAUAUGAUUGUUCAAGUGAAGAAAGUUAUCUAUAGGAAAGAAAGAAAAGAACUUCAAGAAGAAUCUCUCUUUUGGAAUGCGGUUCAUAAAGUGUUGAUGGCUCGUUGGACUAAGAGCAACACGCCACUUCAUUGCUUGGCUCAUUCUUUGAAUCCCAAGUAUUAUAGUUCGGAAUGGCUUAGUGAAGCUACUCAUCGUGUUGCUCCUCACAAAGAUUUAGAGAUUACAAGAGAAAGGAAAACAUGUCUCAUGCGGUACUUUGCCGAUGAAGAUGAGAAGAGAAAGGUUAACAUAGAAUUUGCCAAUUUUUCUAUGUGUAUGCAAGAGUUUGGAAGUGGAGAUGCUAUGAAGGAUAGAUACUUAUUAGAGCCAAUUACAUGGUGGGCAAUCCAUGGAGCUUCGGCACCCACUCUUCAAGGAGGUGAUCAAUUUGAAUCCUUAGAAGACAUUAAUGUUGGAACACUUGAGAUGGCUAACCUUACACUUGAUGAACCACAAUUGGAGGGAUACUUAUUUGAUGAUGUUGAUGAUGAUGAUGCUAUAGGAAUGGAGAACAUUGUGGAGGAUGACAUUGGAGUUGAAUGA